AUGGCGUCCUCACCCAGAGCCCACCGGCUCCUCUUCCUCCCCCUCGCGCUGCUGCACCUCCUCUCCUCCUGCCCGCACACCGCCAGCGGCGCGCCCAACACGGCACCGCUCUCCGUGCUCUGCAACGGCGCGGUGUACGGCGCCGGCGACCCCUUCGCCGAGAGCCUCGCCUACGUGCUGGCCGACCUGCUGGCCGCCACGCCGCAGUCCCGCGCCCGCGACGCCUACAGCAUAUCCCCGUACCCGAACGCGUUCGCCUACGGCCACGCCGCGUGCCGCGCCGGCCUGUCGGGCGCGGACUGCGCGAGCUGCCUCGGCUCCGCCGUCAGCCAGAUGAACGCCACCUGCGGCCACGCCGUCGGCGCGAGGGCCGUGCUCGUGGAUUGCAGCGUGCGGUACGAGCAGUACGCCUUCGUGGAUUAG
This is a messenger RNA of Triticum turgidum subsp. durum (durum wheat), 423 nucleotides long. The record is from the annotation of a GenBank genome assembly. Lineage: Eukaryota; Viridiplantae; Streptophyta; Magnoliopsida; Poales; Poaceae.